AUGGUAUUGCUAUUCAAUUCUUUGCAAGAAGUUUGCACCAGAUCAAACUCACUAGAAUACGCUUACAAGCUUAACAAAGCCCGCGCGACAGAAUAUGCAGUCGGUUUGUCAGAGGAAAAAACCCUACAAGCGAGAUACAUACAUGCAUUUGACCUUUGUUGUGCAUUUAAAAGUGAUUUUAAAUGUGGUAAGAUUAACAAAAGCAAACCACAAAUUGAGCCAUCUGAUUGUCAAUCAGCAUUGAUGGGGUUAGAUAGAUUUUCUACAGGUACAAUUCAUUAUAAUCAAGCUAGUAAUUCUAAGUCAUGUGGUGCAUGUCACAUUAGAAUCAGAUCAAGUGAUGGUACACCUCUACACGCUUCAUCGGAUGCGGCUUUCAAAGCAUUAAAUGGUUUCAUGAAAGCCUGUCCAUACGCACCUGGACAAUUUUCAAUUCAUUCACCUGGCAUUAGAGCUUCUUUAAUCAUGGAGGUUCAUCCAGCUGCUGCUCUGCAAUGUUGA
Molecule: messenger RNA, 501 nt
Organism: Melampsora larici-populina 98AG31
Lineage: Eukaryota; Fungi; Basidiomycota; Pucciniomycetes; Pucciniales; Melampsoraceae
Exons: 6
Coding region: 1-501 (166 amino acids)
Source: RefSeq, a predicted model, not a curated record